CUCACUGUAGCGGCUCUCAGUUAGCUUAGCAAUACAGUUUAUAUUUAUUUGAUUUGAUUUAGAAGUUAGUUUAUAAAAUCUGAUCAAGGCGAGUUGGUGUGAUUAUUUAGAGAUAGUUGUGCUGUUAAAGCUGAGUUAUAAAAUAAUCAGUAGGUGUGUUGGCUGAUAAUGGCUGAUCCAGCUCGUGUGAAGAAUGAAGUUGUGAAUGAAAAUCUGAAGUCUGAAGAAAAUCCAGAAGAUAAAAAAGCUGAAGUGACGAGUGGAGGGAACAGCGGCACAGAAUCAACACCUAAAGCCACCGCCCCACUACAGGAGCACCGCGGGGGGGUGAUAAAGGAGGAGGUGAUGGCAGGAGGUGAGGAUGAGGAGGAGGAGGAAGCUCACUCCAGUUCUCACCCUCCUGCUGCUAAAAAACUCAAGGUGGAACCAGAGAAGAAGAAGGAGAAGAAGCAGAAGGUGGACGAGGACGAGAUUCAGAAGAUGCAGGUCCUGGUCUCCUCGUUCUCGGAGGAGCAGCUGAACAGAUACGAGAUGUACAGACGCGCUGCUUUCCCUAAAGCUGCUAUAAAAAGGCUGAUCCAGUCCAUCACCGGAUCCUCGGUGUCUCAGAACGUCGUCAUCGCCAUGUCAGGGAUCUCCAAGGUCUUCGUGGGUGAGAUCAUGGAAGAAGCUCUGGAUGUUUGUGAGAAGUGGGGCGACACCCCUCCUCUGCAGCCCAAACACAUGAGGGAGGCGGUGAGGAGGCUGAAGAGUCGAGAUCAGAUCCCCAACACCAAACAUAAACGGAUCCUCUUCCACUGAUCCACACACCAACCUCACCUGAACAUCUGGACUCAUGGACCACGACUGUAAAUCCCUGAUGUGGAUCAGACUGGAACUCCAAACUUAGUUUAUACUGUGUUACGGUCCUGGUUCUAAUGCAUCCUGCUCCACCUCCAAAAGGUGGAGAUGUUAAACUUUUACUUACAGUUUACACAGAUGAUCCAGAACAUCAGGAGAACCCCCCCCCCACCCCCCCCCACACCCACACACACCCACCCACCAGCAGGUUCCACAGAGCCUCCUGGUUCUUCCCCUUCAGGAGGGAACGGUACAGCUCUGGGAUGAAUCGAAAGGACGACUGAUAUUUUUUCAUCCACCAUCAGACCAGUCGACCUUCCUCCAUUGUUCUGGUGUCCAGUUCUGAUCCCUGUGUGCUCACUGUAGGAACUGGACGAUGGACCGGAGAUGCAUGAGGACUCUGACUAGUACAGAAGGGUUUGAUGCUCUGUGUGUUGUACCACGUUCCCCUCAUCACCAGGUUUUUUGGGUGGUCCUAAUGUUUUGGUUCGUCAGUAUAACUGCAGUGUUGUGUUUUAUUUUUAUUUUGUUUAAUUUGAGUGUAAACUGUGUGAAAAUAUACUACAGAUGGUGGACAAAAUAUUAGAAACACGCAACAGUGUCUUUAUAAAGGUCCUGGAUCAUGAUGUAGGUCCUGGUUUAGCAGGAGAGUAACUGAGAUUGUUCUCUGGACCUUCUCCUGCUGGGGUCCUCAUGGUCUGUUGUGGGGCAGUGGUUAAGCUACUGGACUAGUAAUCCAAAGGUUGCCGGUUUAAGCCCCACCACUGCCAAGUUGCCACUGUUGGGCCCCUGAGGAAGGCCCUUAAUCCUAACUGUAAGUCAAGUUGGAUUAAAGCGUCUGCUAAAUGCCAUAAAUGUAAAUGUGAGAUAUUGGAGAUCCUCCCGUUCUUUGAAUAAAGUAUCUGGUGUUUCAUUGACAUAAUUUACAUGCUUCCAGCUUUUAGGUAAUAGUUUAGGGAAGGCCCCUUACUGCCUUACUGUUCCACCAUGACUGUGCCACUGUGCACAAACAAGGUCUACAAAGAGAAGGUUUGAUUUUGUUGUGGAGAAACUCUGGUGAUCUGCCCCAGUCAACAGCUUUGGGAUGAAUUGGAACGUUGACUUAUUUUCUCAUCAUCACCAAAUGGGCAGAAAUAAUUUCCCAAAAGGGCUGACACUGUAAGGUUCUGGACUAGUGAUCAAAAGGUCUCUGGUUCAAGCCCUCUCACCACCACUGGACCCCUGAGUAUGGCCCUUAACCCUCGAGGGUUUUUGCUCAAUGCUGUAAAUGUUAAAGCUGUUUUCUAUAAUAAUUCAGAAUGGAAGGUGUCCACAUACUUUUGGUCUGAUUGUGUGUUUACUCCAGACUGAAAAUCCUUUAAAAUCCACCGAGAGUCACUAUGAGAACCUCAGCAUGUGAAGUGAGGUGCUGCUAGUCUGAGCUUCUCCUGAGUGUGGUAGGCAGGGGGCGCCAGAGUGCACAGGGGAAGUGAGAAGGACACAAACAGCCUGGGGGACAUUAUUACCCCCCCCCCCCCCCCCCCCCCCCCCCCCCAUGUUAACUGUAGUGUUUCUUUAUGUAUCGUACAAUAAAUUUACAUCCAGAUCAAAAUGAUUAAAACCAGAUGAUUUUA
Molecule: messenger RNA, 2453 nt
Organism: Trichomycterus rosablanca
Lineage: Eukaryota; Metazoa; Chordata; Actinopteri; Siluriformes; Trichomycteridae
Gene: taf11
Product: TAF11 RNA polymerase II, TATA box binding protein (TBP)-associated factor
Exons: 6
Coding region: 169-801 (210 amino acids)
Biological process (GO): RNA polymerase II preinitiation complex assembly; transcription initiation at RNA polymerase II promoter
Cellular component (GO): nucleus; transcription factor TFIID complex
Molecular function (GO): protein heterodimerization activity; transcription coactivator activity
Source: RefSeq, a predicted model, not a curated record